Molecule: messenger RNA, 2966 nt
Organism: Perognathus longimembris pacificus (Pacific pocket mouse)
Lineage: Eukaryota; Metazoa; Chordata; Mammalia; Rodentia; Heteromyidae
Gene: Nfe2l2
Product: NFE2 like bZIP transcription factor 2
Exons: 5
Coding region: 740-2518 (592 amino acids)
Biological process (GO): cellular response to oxidative stress; regulation of transcription by RNA polymerase II
Cellular component (GO): nucleus
Molecular function (GO): RNA polymerase II cis-regulatory region sequence-specific DNA binding; DNA-binding transcription factor activity, RNA polymerase II-specific
Source: RefSeq, a predicted model, not a curated record
CCCUGUAUUGGGAGGGGGCAGUGAAAGGGAGAGGGUAGGGAGAUCUUCACUAUGUAUAAUAUUUAUAUUCCCACACAGUGUUGGAAAAGUGUAAAUUUUAUUCUUACAUUAACCCCUAUAUAAAAGACUUCAAAUUCUGUCUUACAAUUGAAUAUUUUUAUGUCUCAGCCCCUGCCACAGCAACUAAAUAGAUUAUAUAAAUAAUUUUAAGAACUCCUGAGGAUAGGAACCACUUCUAAUCCAAUCAUUAUAGCAAAUAUUCUAUAAUUACCUGUGUGUUAUAAAGCUUCAUGUCUGAAAGUCUUUGUAUAUGUGUGUACAUGCAUGUUGAACAGUGAUAAUUUAACCUAGGUCUUUGUGCACACUAGGCAAGUACUUAACCACUAAGCUACAGCUCUAGACCUAAAAGUCUUUCUCUGUGUGUGUUAGAAGUCAUCAUACUUGGCCCAGACUAUGGUUGUGGAGAAGACAAAUCCAGGACAUCAGUAGGAUUUGAAGUACCAAGUCCCAUCUUUCAAAGGCUCUGCUGAUAGAUGACUCUUGAAUGUACUGCAGUCUGCCAACAACUUGCAUUCUGGAGAAUCUAUUUUAAAAUUCCUUGGCCAUGCUGAGUAGCCUUUUAUAUUAAAUUAGAGAUUGAAACUUUGGAGUGUGUAGAAUCACUAGCAAGUAACAAGAUCUGACUUCUGCUUUUCAAAUCAGAGAAGAAAAAUGAGUAAAAAAAGAAAAACAACAGGACAUGGAUUUGAUUGACAUACUUUGGAGGCAAGAUAUAGAUCUUGGGGUAAGUCGAGAAGUGUUUGACUUCAGUCAGCGACAGAAGGAGUAUGAACUGGAAAAACAGAAAAAACUUGAAAAGGAAAGACAAGAGCAACUCCAAAAGGAGCAAGAGAAAGCCUUUUUUGCUCAGUUACAAUUAGAUGAAGAAACAGGUGAAUUCCUCCCAGUUCAAUCUACCCAACACAUCCAGUCAGAAACCAGUGGAUCUGCCAACUACCCCCAGGUUGCCCACAUUCCCAAACCAGACGCUUUGUACUUCGAUGACUGCAUGCAGCUUAUGGCAGAGACAUUCCCAUUUGUAGAUGACAACGAGGUUUCUUCAGCUACGUUUCAUCAGUCACUUAUCCUGGAUAUUCCCAGUCACAUGGAGAGUCCAGGCUUUGUGGCUUCUAAUCAGGCUCAGUCACUUGAAACACCUUUUGAAGUGGCCAUGAGUGAUUUAAACACCAUACAGCAGGACUUUGAGCAAGUUUGGGAAGAGCUACUUUCCAUUCCAGAACUGCAGUGUCUUAAUAUUGAAAAUGAGAAGCUGGUUGAGACUACUAGUGAGGUUUCAAGCCCAGAAGCCAAACCAACAGAAAUUGACAAUUACCAUUUGUACUCAUCAAUCCCCUCACUGGAAAAGGAAGUAGGGAAUUGCAGCCCACAUUUUAUUAAUGCUUUUGAGGAUUCAUUCAGCAGCAUCUUCUCUACAGAAGAUCCCAGCCAGUUGACAGUGAACUUGUUAAAUCCAAAUGCCACAUUAAACACAGAUUUGGGUGAUGAGUGUUAUUCUGUUUUUAUAGCAGAACCCAAUGUCCACAACAACUUGCCCUCCUCUGUUACUACAAGCCAAUCAUUCUCUGAAUUCCUCAGUGAGUUCAUUGAUGACUCUGAUCUAUCACUUUGUAAAGUUUUCAACCAAAAGCAUUCUGAAAACACAAAAGAAUUCAAUGAUUCUGACUCUGGCAUUUCACUGAACACAAGUUUCAGCAUAGCAUCCCCGGAACACUCAGUCGAAUCUUCCAUCUAUGGAGACCCACCACCAGGCUUCAGUGAUUCUGAAAUGGAAGAACCAGAUAGUGCCCCUGGAAGUGUCAAACAAAGUACUAAAACACAGUCAGUAGUGCAUUCUGAGAAUUCAGUGCAACCUCUGUCACCAACUCAAGGGCACAGUGCUCCUAUGCAUGAUGUUCAAUGUGAAAACACACCAAAGAAAGAAUUGCCUGUAAGUCCUGGUCAUCAAAAAGCCCCAUUCACUAAAGACAAACACUCAAGCCGUUUAGAGGCUCAUCUCACAAGAGAUGAGCUUAGAGCAAAAGCUCUUCAUAUCCCAUUCCCUGUAGAAAAAAUCAUUAAUCUCCCUGUUGAUGACUUUAAUGAAAUGAUGUCCAAAGAGCAAUUCAAUGAAGCUCAACUUGCCUUAAUUCGAGAUAUACGUAGGAGGGGUAAGAAUAAAGUGGCUGCUCAGAAUUGCAGAAAAAGAAAACUGGAAAAUAUAGUAGAACUGGAGCAAGACUUAGGUCAUUUAAAAGAUGAAAAAGAAAAAUUACUCAAAGAAAAAGGAGAAAAUGACAAAAGCCUCCAUCUACUGAAAAAACAACUCAGCACCUUGUAUCUUGAAGUCUUCAGCAUGUUACGUGAUGAAGAUGGAAAACCUUACUCUCCAAGUGAAUAUUCCCUGCAGCAAACAAGAGAUGGCAAUGUAUUCCUUGUUCCCAAAAGUAAGAAGCCAGAUGUUAAAAAAAAAUUGGUUUAGAUCAAUCUUUCUGAGCUAGUGAAUUUUCUGGGUUUUUUUUUUGUACUGUUAUACUAAAAACCUCCUGUGAUGUGAAAUACAGAAACAUACUUUACAAAGUAAUUCUAUGCAAAAUAGCUGAAACUAGUGUAGAAAACAUGAAACUUACAGUAUGUUGAAUCAAUAGUUUCAUUUUAACAGUGAAGUUAAUUUCUUAAGACACGGUUUGAGCUAGUUUUUGUGUAAGUGUAAAUACUAUAAGACUUAUUUAUACUGUUCUUAAUCUCAUUUGUUACAUUCAUAGAUUUAUAUGAUAGAACAGGACCUCCCGCUAAAAGCAAAUUAUUGCAAAACUAACCAUAGUUUUUUAAAAUAAAUAUUGUAUGAAAAAUGGAAUUUUUAUAUUGUUGUUUAGCGCAGGAGAAAAACACAACUGAAAAGGGUUGACUAAUAAAGGAGUAUUAUGAUU